AUGCCCACUCAGCAUCCCGUUCCCGUUCCACAGGGACAGGGAAUUCUAACAACAAUAGACAAAGGCCCGGGUCCAGAACGCGUUUACACCCUGAUCCGCGUCCUCGAGGUAUCUACCGGCGGCGUAGAUUAUCUCGUUUGUGAUAAUGAGAACGGCGGCCUGUGGCACGGCCACUUCGACGGCCCCAAGGCCUACUUCUACAUGCGCAAUAACCAAGACAGUUUCCCAAUCCAUGGAUUCAAGGUCGGGAACAGGGGGAUGUUUCCGACGUGUUCUGACGUUAUGUUCCCACUGUUCGACCCGACUAAGAUGAAGGAAUAUGUCCCAGGCAUUGGAGGGCCGCCUGUCCAAAACACCGACAAGCUGCGACUCAAGUGGCCCGAUGUGUUCGGCGCACUGCGCGCAGAGAGGCGAGAUCACACAUGCCGCGAUACAUUUGCCAAAGAACUCGCCGUCAACGUGCACUUGGCUGUGUGUCCGCAGCCUUACCUUGCACUGUACAAGGGCGUCGUUGUCAAGGACAUGCACGGUGGUCCACGAGUCACAUGCAUCGUGUACGACAAGCACACCACCACGUUGUGGGAGUUUGUCAAGGUUUACGAGCUGCUGCAACCCGUGCAUUUCGAUCGAAUCACGACAGGUAUUAGAGAAGGAAUUAAAGCUCUACACAAGAAGAAUGUUGUGCAUCGGCAGGUCAUGGCAAAAAACGUGUACCUCAGUUACGUCGUGCAAAUGCCCUUGGUGUAUAUCAUAGAGGUCAAAUUGGGAAACUUUGAAAAGGCGGAACACUGCGUGUCUGGGCAAGAGCUAGAAUUCUUGCAGGGAAAGCGCCAUGAUGAUUCGCGCCAGGUUUUGUUAGAAGAGUGGCUGCGAUAUGUCCUGGGUAGCUCCGGCAGGAUGCUCACGGAUCGAAAUAACGCCACGAACACAAAAAUUCAGGAAGGCGUUCUUGGAGGCAAACAGCUGGAAGAGGUGGAAAAGUUCCUGAAUGCCCAAUUGAACCAAUUUGGUCCUUGGAACAACACUGCAAGCGACACGGGAAUGUGGGUGACCGGAGCCCAGACAUGUGUCUAG
Parastagonospora nodorum SN15 is the source of this 1074-nucleotide messenger RNA. RefSeq lists its product as hypothetical. Lineage: Eukaryota; Fungi; Ascomycota; Dothideomycetes; Pleosporales; Phaeosphaeriaceae. The record is from RefSeq and is a predicted model, not a curated record. The coding region runs from base 1 to 1074 and encodes 357 amino acids. The transcript has a single exon.